UGUUUGUGAGAGAGGGAUCACACAAUAAAUAGGAGGCCAAGAAGGUUUUAAGAAUUGCUAUCAAGUGUAAAAAAGUACAAGAUUUUUUCUUCCAUGAGUGAGUUUUGGCUAUGAGGAGAGAGAGAAUCAAAAGAGUCUUAGCCUUGCUUCGUUGGACAUGAAUUGUGCUGUUUCUUGGAGUUGAAGGCACAAGCAUUUUCUUCCAAAUAAAAUUUGCAGCUCAAGCAAGGCAGCAAGCUUCCUCAGCCUGGACUGCUGGACCGCCUCUCUCAUUUUUUCUGUGAAUCUGAUUCUCUGCUCAGGCUGCUCUCUGCCUCUCUCAACUGCUCUCCGCCUCUCUGUAACAGAGACUCUGUUCAGCCGUUCAGGAAAAAGGAACCUGUCACUCAAAAAAGAUGGCCACGUCAACCACUUCUAGUGAUUCUUUUCAUGAAAAUGAACUUGAAUGCAAAGAAAUUAUCAUCCAGCAACCGCACUGGCGCCCCGAGUGUUGCAUCUACAAGGUCCCCAAGAGACUUCGUGAGGUAAAGAUGGAAGCCUACACUCCAAAGCUAAUUUCAAUAGGUCCUGUUCAUCGCGACAUAGUUGCAUUGAAUGAAAUGGAAAAGCUUAAAAAAAAAUAUUUCCAGGAAUUCUUUCAGCGGCCCUGGAAAUGCCAGGCUGAAUUUGAAAACAUCGUUCAAAAAAAUGAAUACAAUAUCCGCCAUUGUUAUGCACCUGACAUCUCUCUACCCAAAAAGGAAGUUUUUGUAGAAAUGAUUUUAUUGGAUUCUAUCUUUAUUAUUGAGCUCUUCUUGAGGACUGCUAAGAGGAAAGAAUUUGGAAAGGAUGAUUAUAUCUUAAGUAAACCAUGGCUAGAUGAAGGCAUAAAGAAUGACUUGAUGUUACUCGAGAAUCAGCUUCCAUUUUUUAUUCUUGACGAGUUACAUCAUCACAUUGGAAGGUCUACAAGCAAUCAUGAAUCAUUUCUUACACUUGCCUGUACUUACUUUCUUCGCGAAGAAAAGAAAAUACCCAUUGUGAACAAUGUGAAGGAAGUAAAACAUUUCACUGAUUUGCAGAGAUAUUUCUACAUUCCCCCCAACCUGAAAACUGGAAAAAUCAUUGAACAUCUUCAUAGUGCAACAAAGUUGGACUCGGCAGGAUUGAAAUUCCAAGUGUGUAAGGAAAAUCGAGCAGAUAGAUUUUUACUUGACAUUCAAGUCAAGAAGCCGAAUCCCUCAGAAAUUUUUCCAAGAUUCAAUUGCUCAUGGCUCUUGCCUUGCUUACCAUGCCUAAAAUGCUUUUGGUGCUUGGACCAUCUGCAAACUAGAUUGGUAGUUCCACACUUUGUAAUAAAGCACGGAGCAGAAGACCUUUUCCGAAACCUCAUGGCCCUCGAGCAGUGUCAUUAUCCACUUCAAGCUUACAUUUGCAAUUAUAUCAUGCUAUUGGAUUUUCUUAUAAACACUAGAGAAGAUGCGGAGUUGCUUGUUGAAAAAAAGAUCAUUGCUCACUCGUUAGGCAGCUACAAAGCAGUUGCCCUAAUGGUUAACAAACUUGGCCAAGAAAUCGUGGAAAACAAUUCCUGUUAUUAUGAUGUCGCUAAAGAUCUUAAUGACCACUAUGGGAACUGGUGGAAUAAAAAUAUUGCAUCCCUGAGAACGGUAUAUUUCCGUGAUGUUUGGAGAGGCACUGCAACUUUUGUUGGAAUUGUACUCUUAUUUGUAACUGUUGGGAAUUUCCUUAGGCCUUUUGUCUUUCACAAAUAAGUUUCCUUAGGCCUUUUUCACAAAUCAGUUGGAAAUUUGGCUUUCCCUGUAGUUGUAUUUUAAUUUUAUCAUUAAGUUUAGUUUGUGAUAUCGUUUCCUUCCUGACAAGUU
Quercus lobata is the source of this 1862-nucleotide messenger RNA. Its product is annotated as UPF0481 protein At3g47200-like. Lineage: Eukaryota; Viridiplantae; Streptophyta; Magnoliopsida; Fagales; Fagaceae. Bases 396 to 1751 code for a protein of 451 amino acids. The transcript is spliced from 3 exons. The record is from RefSeq and is a predicted model, not a curated record.